Bolinopsis microptera is the source of this 1072-nucleotide messenger RNA. Its product is annotated as protein FRA10AC1-like. Lineage: Eukaryota; Metazoa; Ctenophora; Tentaculata; Lobata; Bolinopsidae. The coding region runs from base 2 to 883 and encodes 293 amino acids. The transcript has a single exon. The record is from RefSeq and is a predicted model, not a curated record.
GAUGGCUGCUAUCAUCGACUAUGGAGGUUAUGAUUCCGAUUUGGAGGAACCCCCUCCAAAGAAACCAUUCCUGGCUCCAGACAUGGAUUCAAAAAUGGAACGUUCAUACAAAACAAAUCGGGAUAAACUUGGUGGAUUCACUUCGUACAGCGAUAAAGAGUCGUGGAAGACACAAACAUUUCAUCUUCGCAAAAUGGAUGCAUAUGACCGACAUAAAGAACUUAUAAAGAAUUAUGUGAAAUUAUAUGGGGGCAAAGUUGAAGAUUUCAACAGAGAUUCGUCCAAAGACAGGAAUGAUUUUACAGUGGUCAAAGAGAAUCACAAAUUUUUAUGGGAGUCAGAAAAAACCCAAUCUUGGGAAGAGAGGAUAGCCAAACGUUAUUAUGAUAAACUCUUUAAAGAGUACUGCAUUGCAGAUCUGUCAAAGUAUGAAUCUCAGAGGAUAGCUCUGCGGUGGCGAAUAGAAUCUGAAGUGAGAAAGGGUAAAGGUCAGUUUAUUUGUGGCAGCAAGGGAUGUUCAGAAACACUACUGCUUUGUAGUUGGGAAGUUAAUUUUGCGUAUGUUGAACAAAAUGAGAAGAAAAAUGCUCUUGUUAAAGUGAGACUCUGUCCAGAUUGCUCAAUUAAACUUAAUAUGGUUAAAAAAGUGAAUAAAAUUAGCAAGAAGAAGAAAAAAUCUAAGCAUAAAAAGAAAAGGUCUAGAUCCCGGUCUAAUUCAUCAAAAGAAAUUGACACUAAUACUCCAGAAGUUGCUGGUAGUUCAAAAGAUAAUGAGCCUGAUAUUGAAACAGCUGAAAAUGUUUGGAAAGGCCCCGCUCCUGAAACUUUAAUAAAAUCAAAUGAGGACCAAAUGGAUGAGUUUUUAGAUGAUUUAUUCUUGUAGCUGAUUUCUUCCAUGUACUCCAUUACGCAAAAUCAGAUUUUCGUUUAUAAAAUCUGAUGUUAUAUUGAUUAUUGGUAUGUUGUCCAUGUUUACUGAGUAAUUAAAAUGGACAAUAUUAUAUGAAUAAUUUGAAAUGUUUUGAUACUUUUAGUAUUGCUGGUAUAACUGGUCACUUUAUAUUUGAACAUA